Glarea lozoyensis ATCC 20868 is the source of this 969-nucleotide messenger RNA. Its product is annotated as Molybdenum cofactor biosynthesis protein. The transcript is spliced from 5 exons. Lineage: Eukaryota; Fungi; Ascomycota; Leotiomycetes; Helotiales; Helotiaceae. The record is from RefSeq and is a predicted model, not a curated record. The coding region runs from base 1 to 969 and encodes 322 amino acids.
AUGUUCUCUCGACUGAGCCAAGUAGCCAGACAUUUCUCCCGUCCGCUCCCAAACUACGCUCAUACAUCUGCUGCGGCGGUUCCUUCGAUUGCGAAUCGCAUCAUGUCGUCAUCAAGUGCUACGGCAGAUGAGCGCAACACGAGGACGAUACAUACGGCUGCGUGCUUGAUUAUUGGAGAUGAGGUUUUGGGUGGGAAGACGAAUUCGGCGUAUAUGGCCAAGUUCUGCUUUGGACUGGGAAUGAACCUGAAGCGUAUCGAGGUUAUAGGAGACGAAGAGAGCGAAAUCGUAGAAGCCGUUCAGAGAAUGAGCACUAACUACGAUUUCGUAGUAACAAGUGGAGGGAUUGGUCCUACCCACGAUGAUAUUACCUACCAAUCCAUAGGCAAAGCCUUCAACCUCCCCCUGGUAUUCCACGAAGAAGCAUACGAGAAGAUGAAGAAGCUAUCGAAGACCAACUUAAAGCAACCAAAUUUCAACUGGGAUGAAGAUAGCCCAGGACGAAAAGCCAAGAUCCGAAUGAUUGAAUUACCUACCGAUAAAUCUCGAGAUGCAAAACAGCAAGUUAUAUUUCCAGCAGAGGAUUUAUGGGUGCCGGUUGCGUGUGUAAAUGGCAAUGUCCAUAUAUUACCAGGAGUUCCGAGACUAUUUGAGAAAUUAUUAGAUGGGAUGAAACCACAUUUGCUGCCCCGAUUGACGGAUCCAGAAGGGAAGGGUAUCCAUAGAGUUUUGAUCUCGACACCAUUGUCUGAAAGUUCGGUUGCGACUUAUUUGACAGAGUUGGCAGCGAAGGUUGAGCCAAAUGGAGUCAAGGUUGGAAGUUAUCCUCGAUGGGGAAAGAAGAGAAAUACCGUGACUUUAGUUGGAAGAGAUCAAGCUUACCUCGAUAGCCUAGUUGAUGAAGUCGUAAAGAACGUCGAAGGUCGUGUCGUCAAAGUAGAAGGCGAGGACGACGAACCAGAUGCCUAA